Messenger RNA from Ochotona princeps (American pika), 948 nucleotides. RefSeq names its product olfactory receptor 5B2-like. Gene Ontology annotation, cellular component: membrane. Gene Ontology annotation, molecular function: odorant binding; G protein-coupled receptor activity; olfactory receptor activity. The transcript has a single exon. NCBI's taxonomy places the organism in Eukaryota, Metazoa, Chordata, Mammalia, Lagomorpha, Ochotonidae. The annotation marks the transcript as partial. Gene Ontology annotation, biological process: sensory perception of smell; G protein-coupled receptor signaling pathway. The record is from RefSeq and is a predicted model, not a curated record.
UUGAUAGAGAACUGCUCAGAAGUGAAGCAGUUCAUCUUGCUGGGACUAAGCAACGCCCCUGAAGUAAAGGCAUCGCUCUUUGUCAUUUUCACCCUCAUCUACCUCAUCAAUGUGCUUGGGAACCUGGGCAUGAUUGUGUUGAUUUUCCUGGACUCUCAUCUUCACACUCCCAUGUACUUCUUGCUUAGUAACCUGUCUCUGGUAGACUUGGGAUACUCUUCAGCUGUCACUCCGAAAGCCAUGGCUGGGCUCCUCACAGGAGACAAGGUCAUUUCCUACAGUGCUUGUGCCACUCAGAUGUUCUUUUUUGUGGCCUUUGCCACUGUAGAAAAUAACCUCUUGGCUUCAAUGGCCUAUGACCGCUAUGCAGCAGUGUGUAAACCCCUCCAUUACACUGCCACCAUGACAAUAAGUUUAAGUGCUCAUCUGGCCAUAGGCUCCUUUGUUUGUGGUUUCAUGAAUUCUGUUUUCCACAUUGGGGACAUCUUCAGUCUCUCUUUUGGUACAUCUAAUGUGGUUCAUCACUUUUUCUGUGAUGUGCCAGCCGUCAUGGCUCUCUCCUGUUCUGAUAAACACGUCAGCGAAGUGAUCCUAGUUUUGAUGUCAAGCUUUAAUAUCUUUUGUGCUCUUCUGGUCAUCUUGGUGUCCUAUCUGUCCAUCUUCAUUACAAUCUUCAAGAUGCAUUCAACUAAGGGAUUCCAAAAAGCGUUGUCCACCUGCACAUCUCACCUCACUGCAGUUUCCAUCUUCUAUGGGACAGUCAUCUUCAUGUACUUACAGCCCAGCUCCAGUCAUUCCAUGGACACAGACAAAAUGGCAUCUGUAUUCUACACCAUGGUCAUCCCCAUGCUGAACCCUGUAGUCUACAGUCUGAGGAACAAGGAGGUGAAGAAAGCAUUCAAGAAAGUACUUAAGAAGGCAAAACUUUCCCCAAGAGUGGAACGUUAA